Molecule: messenger RNA, 3964 nt
Organism: Protopterus annectens (West African lungfish)
Lineage: Eukaryota; Metazoa; Chordata; Ceratodontiformes; Protopteridae
Product: mucin-5AC-like
Exons: 2
Coding region: 1-2577 (858 amino acids)
Source: RefSeq, a predicted model, not a curated record
AUGCCAACAUCCUUACUAGAAAAGAAAUCAGUAGCAUCACAAACAUCAACAGGUGAAGUGUCUGUUAGCCCCCUGAGAAUCGGCUCUGUGCCUCGCUAUGAGGAAAGUUCGAAACAAGAAGCACUAGACUCCCUGUUGAUUCAAAAAACUGAAUGGUCUGCAUUACAACUGAAGUCAACCUCAGCAGAACCAGAAGCACAACUGCCCAUACAGGAAAAAGAACAUAUUUGUGCCCCUUCUAGAUCUGAAAGUUUGACUUGUCCUUAUACUGGUACAACUCCUAGGACUGGUUCUGAUGGGAUGUCAAAACUAAGUUAUAGUUCUACAUCAGUGCCUAGUGUAGGUGCAACAACUCUGCCUACCACUAAGGAAAGUUUAAAACAAGUACUACAGGAUUCUUCAUUGCCGCAGAAAACUGAAGAGAAAGAAACCAUGUCAGAACCAGAGAGAGAGACGUUCAGAAAACCACCAUCAUGCACCUUUGAUGUUCCAGUUGACUAUACUGUUUCUGAAGCUGCACAUGAACAAAAGAAAAUGUCUCUAGAUCAUAUUUCUGCAGUUCCCAGUGUAGGUACAACAGUGGUCCAGUGCACAUCUGCAGAAUCCUUUGGUUCUAUAUCUACAUUAACACCCAGUGUAGAUACAACAGUGGCCCAGUACUCUCCUGCAGACUCCUUUAGUUCUAUAUCUACAUUAAUGCCCAGUGUAGCUACAGCAGCUGUCCAGUUUCCUUCUGUAACUUCACUACAUACUAUAAAACCACCUCUGCCUACUUCUGAGAGAAGUCUAAAACAAGCAGUACAGUCCCACUCUCAAGUAAUGACAGGCAUGUAUGAAGUGCCAUACAUCGCUGGUGCUACUGAGACCCACUCAUGCCACACGCCUGUACAGUCAAGACCUUCAUUUCAGCGUGUAUAUAUUUCUGCUCCACUUGAAUCUGAAGGCUUGACUUGUUUUCAUAGUGGUAAAACAACUCCCAGGUCUGACUCUGUAAAAAGAUUUAGUUCCACAUCAGUGCCCAAGGUAUCUACAAUAGAAGUUCAGCUCCCUUCUGUAAAUUCUAUACAUGCUAUAAAACCACCUCUGCUUACCUCUGAGGAAAGUUCAGAAAAAGCAACACAAGAUUCUUCAUUUCCUCUAAAAACUGAACAACCUGCAUUAAUGAUGAAGGAAAGCAUGUCAGAACCAGAAACAGAGCCAUUCAUAAGGUAUAUUUAUCGACGACCACCAUCAGACAUUUUUGAAGGUCCACUUGAAGAUGUUUCCACAGCUAGACAUACUCUUUCAAAGACUACAGUAAAGGAGUCUAUAGAAUGUGCCAUCAAUGAAACAGCCGUUUCUGAAGUUCGACAUGAAGAACAGAAGAUUUCUCUAGAACAUUUUUCUGCAUCUAGAUUAAAGCUAGGUUUAAAAGAAACACUACUGGACUCCCCAUUGCCUCAGAAAAGUGAACCUUCUGUAUUAACUGCAGAACCUGAGCGAGAGCUGCUCACACACUCACACUCCCAAGUACUGGCAGGCUCUUAUGAAAUGCCAUACAUUGCUGGUGCUAGUGAGACCCUCUCCUCACAUGCACCUGUACAAUCAAGAUCCUUAGUUCAACAUGAAGAUAUUUCUGUUCCACUUGAAGCAGUUCCCAGGAUAUCACAAAGAGUGUUGUGUUCUGCACCAGUGCCCACUGUUAAUACAGCGACUUUCCAGUUCCCUUCCUUUACUUCUGUACGUUACAUAACACCAUCUUUGCCUACCUCUAAGCAAAGUUCAAAACAAGCAAUGCAUGAUUCUUCAUUCCCUCAGAAAAUGGAGGAAACCAGGACAAAGUCAGAAACAGAGCCGCUGAUAAAGUAUUACUAUCAACAACCACCAUCAGACACUUCUGUUGUGCCACCUGAAUCUGACAAUUUGACUCAUUGUUAUAGUGAUACGGCGGUUCCUGUGUCUGGCUCUGACAGAAUAUCAAAAAGAUUUAUUUCAGAACCUAGUGUCACUAUCUCAUAUGGCCAGUUUCCUACUAUACACCCUCUACAAACUACAGAAUCAUCCUCUUCCGCCUCCUUCUCUAAGGAAAGUUCAAAGGAAGCAGUACUGUAUUUUCCAUUGUCUCAGAAAAACACAGUUUCUUCCCCUCCCGUGACACCUGUUACCUCACAAGAAGUGGCUACACAUCAAAUAUCUGAUGUAGAAUGCUGCUGUGUUCCUACUAAGGAUGACCCUUCUGUUCAGACUGAAUAUGAUGCAGAAAAACAAGCUCAAGAGACUGUUUCUUCUGAUGAAUCUUCUGCUUGUGAUGAAACAACUGUUGUCCGCCUUCACAUUAAGUAUACACCUUCUGUGUCACCUUUACCAAGCAAACAUAGUGCCAAACAGAAGUUAUUGGAAACACAGAAUUUUUUUCCAGGUCCCCAAGAGACCAUGUCUGUGGAGGUGUAUUCUAAAUUAAUAUUAAGUUCUCCAAAGAGACAGCUCCAGUCUCAGGGCAAGAUACCCAAAGAGGGCAAACGAGACGUCGGUUACCAAGAAGCAGUUUCUGAAUCUCAGGAUGCAGCUGUUGCAAGGUUAGAAGACAUCAUGACAUGAAGAAGAGGGCUACAUUACUUUAAAACACUCCAAAACGUGCCCAUCCUUCAAACCAAUUUAUUCAGUGCUUGAACAUUCACCACAUGUAUGCAAGCUGCAACAAUUACAAAGUUAAAUUUAGAACUGGCAUUUCAACCUGUACUCUUCUUCAGAAGUAGUCUGAAAUACAAAAUAUAUGACUGAGGCUAGUUAGUGAGAAAUGACUGGCUGAGAGCCAAGGUAAAUCUUACACUUGGUUUUGGCAUUUUCUUCCUGUGUUCAUUAUGCCAGAAUGAAUCAGUGACACAAACACAUUGCAUUCCAUUUACUGAUAAUGACCACUGAAAUGCAAUAACCAAUAUUGACCUUGGUGCCUAGCAAUGCUGAGGUCUGAAUGUUUCAUAUUUCAUGUUAUUCUGAUGUAGACCAUAGGUAAAAAGUGUAAGUUCUAAACUUUUUUUGUAUUUGCAGUAUGUAUUCAUGCCCAAUGUUACAUUUUCUGUCUCAUAACUGUUUUGCUGUAGUUGUAAAAUAAAAAAUAGAUACAAACUUAAUGUCAACCGCCACAGCGAUAAAAAAGAAGAAGUUUAAUGGUGGGGCUACCACUUCAUCAGACCAAAUAAAAUAUCAAAAACACAAUCAGUAUAAAUACAAAUGCAACAGCCAAUAAAAAAGCAAUACCAAAAGAUAAACCAAAUAAAACAAAAAAUUAACUAAAUUAAAAUUAAUUAAUAAACUGUCGCCUCCCCUUCAGAAGAAGUUUAACUGGUAGACUGUAAUUCAAACCAGGCAUCCUAUGUGCUUGGAGGGCCACAAUCCAUUUAAGUUCCACUCUGUCAAUGUAAUUAUUAAAAUAACCACCCCUCUUAGGGGGCAUCUGCUGUUAAUACUAUAUAUGGUAGGAAGGACACUUUUCCUUGCCAUAGUUGCUGACUGUGCAGGUUUUUUGCUUCUAAUAUUUUUUUUGUCAUCCCAUUUCUAGACAGAUAUUUUUCACCUAGGUUUUUUGCUAAGUGCAGGAGUAGUAACUUAAUACACCUGGCUACCUGUUGCAAAAUGUUCCUGUUUUUAUGUGGGCAAGACAACACGUCAACGUAAAGAAUAUAUCUUGGAACACACCAGCUAAAUUCAUAAUAAUGUAUUGACCAAUGCACUAGCAAGCCAUGCCUUUUUUUGUUUGGGACACAGAAGGUUUAGUUUCAGGGUCCUACAGUUGGUUUCACAGAAUAUAAGGGGUGGUGAUUUUAAUAAUUAUAUUGAGAGUGGAAUUUAAAUGGAUUAUGGCCCUCCAAGCACAUAUUUUAUUUGGUCUGAUUAAGCGAUAGCCUCACUAAAGCACUCACCAUUAAACUUUUCUUCUUUUUUAUCACUGUGGUAGUUGACAAGUUUGUAUCUUUUUUUUGUUAGC